GCAAAAUACACAUUUACUCGAACGUUCGGCACAAAAUGUUACUCACGUUUUGCAGUCAAUUUUAAGGUUAAGACAUCCAAGUGACUCUCUUUGUAGUGAUCAACACACGGUUUCGGAACAAAUCAAACUACUGUUUGCUGGAAUUCUCGUUUUUUUUGUUCGAUCUUGACAAUCUGUGAAUCAAAAUGGCAUUAUCUGUUCCAAAAGCGCCCGGCGUUGCCCAAAUGAUGAAAGAUGGUGCACGCAUGUUAAGUGGUUUGGAAGAAGCUGUGUACAGUAAUUUGACAGCAUGCAAAGAGUUUGCACAAACGGUACGCACCGCAUAUGGUCCGAAUGGCAUGAACAAAAUGAUCAUCAACUAUUUGGAAAAGCAAUUCGUUACAUCCGAUGCGGGCACCAUAAUUCGUGAAUUGGAUGUCGAACAUCCAGCCGCAAAAUUGCUGGUUUUGGCCAGUCAACAGCAAGAGGCUGAAAUUGGUGAUGGUACGAAUUUUGUGGUCGUUUUUGCCGGUGCAUUGCUCGAAAGUGCCGAGGAAUUGUUGCGUUUGGGUGUUACUACAACCGAAAUUGCUGACGGCUAUGAAAAUGCAUUGGUCAAAGCAAUCGAAGAUUUGCAAACACUUGUCAUCGGCAAUGUUGAACAGGAUGAAGAGAAAAUCAAGGCUGUCAUCCGUACAGCCGUGCAAUCGAAACAAUAUGGCCAAGAAGAUUUUCUCACAGACCUCAUCGUUAAAGCCUGCAAAUCAGUAUGGUCCGGCGGUAAUUCGUUUAACGUCGACAAUAUUCGUGUGUGCAAAAUUGCCGGCAGCAAUUUGUUACGUUCCGAAGUAGUCAACGGUAUGGUGUUCAAGCGCUUUGUCGAGGGUGACAUUUCAUCGGCGAAAAAUGCUAAAGUCGCCGUUUACUCGUGCCCCGUUGACAUUUUGCAAACGGAAACCAAAGGAACCGUUUUAAUUAAAACCGCUAACGAACUCAAAGAUUUCAGUCGUGGCGAAGAGAAUUUGCUGGAACAACAAAUCAAAGCAAUCGCCGAUACUGGUGCCAAUGUUAUAGUGGCUGGCGCGAAAUUUGGUGAUUUGGCUUUGCAUUACUGCAACAAAUACGGUUUGAUGGCCGUACGAUUGAAUUCAAAAUUCGAUUUGCGACGAUUGGGCAAAGCCGUGAAUGCAACCGUUUUGCCACGCCUCUUACCGCCUACAGCCGAAGAGCUCGGCUACUGUGACGUUGUUUCCGUGGAGGAAUUGGGAGAUACUGGUAUCGUCGCAUUCCGUAAUGAGGGCAAAGACAGCCGCAUCUCGACCGUUGUCAUUCGUGGCGCUACCGAGAAUUACAUGGACGACAUCGAACGGGCUAUCGACGAUGGUGUCAACACCUUCAAAGCACUCAGCAAGGACGGAAGAAUUGUUCCAGGCGCUGGUUCCGUUGAAAUCCAAUUAGCAAAGAAAUUGGGCGCCUACGCAGAUCUGUUACCUGGUUUAGAGCAAUAUUCAGUGCGUAAAUUUGCUGCUGCGCUCGAAACAUUCCCGAAAGCAUUGGCCGACAACAGCGGCAUCAAUGGAUCGGAAAUCAUCAACAAAUUGUACUCAGAACACAAUAUGGGCCACUACACGCACGGCGUUGACAUCGAAUCGCAAGCACCAGCAACCGUUGAUGUCACCAAAAACAAGAUAUUCGAUUUGUACAUCACAAAACAUUGGGGCCUUAAAUAUGCGGUUGAAGCGGCCGCCACCGUACUACGAGUGAAUCAAAUUAUAAUGGCUAAGAGAGCUGGUGGACCGAAACCCCGACAACCCGGCACUCAAGAUCAAGAUGAUGAUUAAACUUGGGAAAAAAAUAAAUAAAGAAAAUAACCUCAUCAUUCUAUUCUUUUCACAAAAGCCGCGCGAUUUCGAUGAAAUUUUUGUUUGCUUCCUAUUGAUUUUGUCCAGUCAAUAAAUACAAAUUGUUUCAUCGAUUAAGUUCACCAAAACUCUCACACAAACAACAACUAUUUUGUCGUCAUAGUCAUUAAUCCAUAAGCAAGAGAUGUAAAAUGCAAUUCGAAGUAAGCAAUUCACGGAUUAUUAUUCUGUCAACUAACCAAAUUAAAUUUUAUUUAACACACGCUUUCGAAUCCUAAUGCUUAAUCAAUCAACGCAUUCAAUCGUUUACUGUUCCUUUGCUAUUUGUUUUUUUCUUUCACUCACCCGAAACCGAUGGAAAUUAUUCAUUUCAUAUCAAAUAAAAGUUAAUGAAAUAUGAUUUCAACCGAUCGCCAGGGACACAUUAAUCCAGGCACAAAAAAACACUUGUAUUUUUUUUCUUUCUCUUGAAAUCUAUGUGUAAACACAUUUCAACUCAUAUGAUCAAAUAAAAAACAAAAAAUAAUUUUUUAAUAUUAAA
Messenger RNA from Sitodiplosis mosellana (orange wheat blossom midge), 2382 nucleotides. RefSeq names its product T-complex protein 1 subunit theta (gene CCT8). The record is from RefSeq and is a predicted model, not a curated record. Bases 186 to 1820 code for a protein of 544 amino acids. The transcript is spliced from 3 exons. Gene Ontology annotation, biological process: protein folding. Gene Ontology annotation, molecular function: ATP-dependent protein folding chaperone; ATP hydrolysis activity; ATP binding. NCBI's taxonomy places the organism in Eukaryota, Metazoa, Arthropoda, Insecta, Diptera, Cecidomyiidae. Gene Ontology annotation, cellular component: chaperonin-containing T-complex.